Messenger RNA from Sorghum bicolor (sorghum), 2383 nucleotides. RefSeq names its product anti-sigma-I factor RsgI6. The transcript has 4 exons. Lineage: Eukaryota; Viridiplantae; Streptophyta; Magnoliopsida; Poales; Poaceae. Gene Ontology annotation, molecular function: hydrolase activity, hydrolyzing O-glycosyl compounds. Gene Ontology annotation, biological process: carbohydrate metabolic process. The record is from RefSeq and is a predicted model, not a curated record. Bases 130 to 2052 code for a protein of 640 amino acids.
GACACAACACAAUUCAUUCAUGCUGUAUACUUUUGCUAGCUUUUAGCCGCUAUCCGUGCCUUGAAGCCAUGCAUGUCGUCGUAGUAGUUUUGGCGACGCUGUACACGCCAUGUUCCAUCGUCUCCAUCCAUGCAGUGCGGGUGGCGGCUGCAACUUGCAUGCAAUUGGUGCAUGAACUCUAUACUUGAUCUGCACGCUCCAUAUAUACACGCUGCAUCCUCGGUCCCGUUUCCUCGCAACAAGUCACAGGAUCGGAGCAAAACAAGCACACACACAACCAAAAACUCCCGGGCGCCAGCUCGAUCAUACCGAAACCAUUUCCUCCAGCUUGCCGCGACCAUGGCCUGCAGUCUCCAGGGUGGUGAUGUCGUCGUGUUCGAGGUGGACGCCAUCGGCUGGGCUCCCUCCGGCGCGCGCACGGCGCUGUCCCUGCACCACGAGCUCGACCCGGCCAGGCUCCCUGCUGCGUCCGCCGCCGUCAGGCCGCACGGGCACACGCCCAGCGGCCGGUACGUCCUGGCGGGCGGCCGCGCCGACGAGGAGGACGGCCUGUGCCAGGCGAUCACGCCGGGCGCGCUCAAGCCCCGGGUCACGUACCGUGUCGCCGGGUGGAUCAGCGUCGCAGCCGCCGGCGCCGGGGUGGGAGGAACGACGACGGCCCACCAUCAUCCCGCCGUGCACGUCAGCAUCCGCGUCGACGGCGGCCGCUGCGUCAUGGACGGCGGCGCUGUCGCCUGCUCCGCCGCCGCCUCCGACGACGCCAGCAGCAGCAGGUGGGCGGAGAUCAAAGGCGGGUUCCGGCUGAAGGAGAGCCCCCGCAGCGCGGCGGUGCACGUGCAUGGUGCGCCCGCCGGCGUCGACGUGAAGGUCAUGGACCUGAGGAUCAUUGCCACCGACCGAAAAGCGCGCUUCAGGUACCUCAAGGACAAGACGGACAAGGUGCGCAAGCGUGACGUGGUUGUGAAGGUGGGCGGUGGUGCCCCAGCGGGCGCGCCCGUGCGCGUGGUGCAGCUGGACAGCGCCUUCCCCAUCGGCAGCUGCAUCAACGGCACGGUGAUCCAGGACCCAGCCUUCGUGGACUUCUUCACCAACCACAUGGACUGGGCCGUCUUCGAGAACGAGCUGAAAUGGUACUGGACCGAGGCGCAGCGCGGGCAGCUCAACUACGGCGACGCCGACCGCCUGCUCGACUUCUGCGACCGCGCCGGGAAGCCCGUGCGUGGCCACUGCAUCUUCUGGGCCGUCGACGCCGAGGUGCAGCAGUGGAUCAAGGACCUCGCCGCCGACGAGCUCAUGGCGGCGGUGCGGGCGCGCCUCAACGGCCUCCUCGGCCGCUACGCGGGGAGGUUCCCGCACUACGACGUCAACAACGAGAUGCUGCACGGCCGGUUCUUCCGCGACCGCCUCGGCGACGGCGUCGCGCCGCUCAUGUUCCGCGAGGCGGCGCGCCUGGACCCGGGCGCCGCACUCUUCGUCAACGACUACAACGUCGAGUGCGGCAACGACGGCAACGCCACGCCGGAGAGGUACGUGGAGCUCAUCCGCGGCCUUCAGCGCGGCGGCGCGCGGGUCGGCGGCGUCGGGCUGCAGGGCCACGUCACGCACCCCGUCGGGGAGGUCAUCUGCGACGCGCUCGACGCGCUCGCCGCGGCCACGGAGCUGCCCGUCUGGUUCACGGAGCUCGACGUGUGCGAGCCCGACGACGCCCUCCGCGCCGACGACCUCGAGGUGGUGAUGCGCGAGGCGUUCGCGCACCCGGCGGUGCAGGGCGUCGUGCUCUGGGGGUUCAUGCAGGGACACAUGUGGAGGCAGGACGCCGCGCUCGUCAACGCCGACGGCACCGUCAACGACGCCGGGCGGAGGUUCGUUGAACUCCGGAGGGAGUGGACGUCCGACGCGAGGGGACGCCUCGACGCCGAUGGCCAGUUCAAGUUCAGGGGCUUCCACGGCAACUACGUGGCUCAGGUCACCACGCCCGCGGGGACGAAGAUGCUCAAGGCGUUCACCGUCGACAAAGGGGACACGCCUCUCGUCCUGGACAUGGAUAACUGAACAUCGCCGCCUGACAAUUACAGUACAUGCACCACUGAUUAUUAUUAUUACAUACGAAUAUCAACUAUCAAGUACCGACCGUACCAGCUGCACUAAUUAAUAUGAUGGUGGGCCGUCUACCACGCAACAAUUCGACCUCACCCAAACAUGAAUCCAGUCAGGGCGACAAGUAUAUUUUGGAUAGGGGCCGGCUCCCCUAACUGUUCCAUAUUCGGUACUGUAAUGAUAAUAUGAGUGCUGAUGUAUUGUACUGGCUGAGCCUAAGUAUAUUAAUUGAUGUGAUAUACUAAUAAAUAAAGUGAUCGAGUUAAUUAUUACUCGAUUUUCUAUA